Messenger RNA from Porites evermanni, 336 nucleotides. The record is from the annotation of a GenBank genome assembly. NCBI's taxonomy places the organism in Eukaryota, Metazoa, Cnidaria, Anthozoa, Scleractinia, Poritidae.
CUUAACAAAUUGCAGAGAGUUUUGAAUGCCUCAGCCAGGCUAGUUUAUAAUGCCCCUAGGUUUUGCCACAUCUCACCCCUUCUUCGUGGUCUGCAUUGGCUUCCUGUUAAAGCCCGGAUACAAUUUAAGAUACUGCUUAUUACGUUCAAAGCAAUUCACGGCCUUGCUCCUAAAUAUCUAUGCGAUUUACUAACAUUUAAAUCGUCCUUAUAUAACCUUAGAUCUUCAGGUAGUAUUUUACUUUCUAUGGCAGCUGUUCGAUCGAAGACGUUAGGUGACAGAGCUUUUAUGGUAGCAGCGCCAAGGCUCUGGAACUCUCUUCCAAAAGAACUUCGU